AUGCCCAAAACGAAGAAGGAUUUCGUGAUAGGAGCCCACCGUGGACCACUGUUUUCACGACAAGAGGAAGAUGAUGGACUUGCCAAAACCGAGUCUGCUAGCGGUCUUUCCUUGACCAAAACACAAACUCGUGGUGAAAAGUGGCGCCGUCACUGGCGCCGUUUCUGGCUUGUCUAUCUUGUCGGCAAUGUGAUCUUCCUUGCAAUUCUUCUCCCUAUAUUCUUCCUAGUUGUUAUCCCUGCCGUGGCACAACUGGUGGUAAACAAGUCGGACUUAUGGCUCGUCAAUGCGCAAGUGAUGCAGCCAAAGCCCGACUCUGUGAUCAUGACGAUGCAAGCCAAUGUGGACCUGAAGCUUGCGCUUCCUGUUCGUAUUGAGCCUGUGACACUCAACUUAUUCGAGCGAGAGUAUGGCCACGAUAAUCCAUAUGUCUCAGUUGACAUUCCAGGUCAAACGAUCAAAGGCAACUAUACCCUUGGUGUCUCUGAUCAGUUCACGCGUAUACAAAACUUGACCGUCUGGGAAAAGUUUGUCAAGCAAGCCGUUUUCCAGGAGAAAACCUCACUGGCCAUGUAUGGCAAGAUGACUGCUUAUUUGGGUGUGCUAAAGUCUCAUGUUACGAUGGACAAGGACGUUGUCGCACCAACUUUGAACAAGUUUGCAGGUUUCGCCAUGUCUGACUCGACACUACUCCUCCCCGCGAGAAGCGACGGCACAAACCUCAUCGGAAACAUUACACUCCCCAACCCCACCGUCUUACAUUUCGAAGUCGGCACUCUGAACUUGGAUAUUAAGAGUGGCGAUAUUCUUAUCGGCAACGUUACCAUCAAAGGAGUGACCCUCGUACCUGGGGACAACAAGUACCCACUUACUGGAGUUAUCGAUCUAAAGACUAUACUUUCAAAUUUGGGAGCCGUUCUCAAAGCCGAAGCUUCUGCUCUGAAAUCCGGAAACUUGAGCCUCCAAGCAACCACUUCUUCGGUUGUUUGGAAUGGUACUGUUGUUAAAUAUUAUACAGACAUUUUGCGCCAGCUCACUCUCACCACGGAUAUUGGUCUCGCCGAUACCUUGAAGAAUACGCUCAAGAAUUUUGUUCAGGGGAAGAAUGUUACCGGACUAUUGUCCAGUAUCUUUGGGAAUACCGGUAAUAUAAACUCCACCCUUGGUCGUCGGUACGAGGAUGAUGGCAAGGCGAGAUUUGACUUGGCACAAUUCCUCAAAGAGGAUCAAGAUGUGCAAGAUGCCUUCCAUGAUGUAAGUCCGGAAAGGCGGAAUGGAAUGAUUGAUUCUCUGAUGGCGAUGUAUUGA
Molecule: messenger RNA, 1308 nt
Organism: Penicillium daleae
Lineage: Eukaryota; Fungi; Ascomycota; Eurotiomycetes; Eurotiales; Aspergillaceae
Product: DUF3712 domain-containing protein
Exons: 3
Coding region: 1-1308 (435 amino acids)
Cellular component (GO): fungal-type vacuole membrane
Source: RefSeq, a predicted model, not a curated record